AUGGGGUACAAUCCACCAGGGGGCGGUGUGGGUGCACCAGUGAGGGAGCUGCAUGAGGAGGAGGGUCUAUAUGGUGGAGAGGUCAUUGUGGAGAAUGAGGAAGUAUUUAAUAAGAUUAAGGCCAAGAACGCUCUGGCUCAUGCUGUUCAUUCGGCUCAUCAUGACUGUGAUCUGCUCAGAGAGCCGUAUGAGGAGGAGCAGGAGGCCAAAGCUGAGCUGCAGCGUGCUAUGUCCAAGGCUAACAGCGAGGUGGCUCAGUGGAGAACCAUGUAUGAAACUGAUGCCAUUCAGCGCACUGAGGAGCUCGAGGAGGCCAAGAAAAAGCUUGCCCAGCGUCUUAAGGAUGCGGAAGAGUCCAUCGAGGCCGUGAAUGUGAAAUGUGCCUUUCUGGAGAAGACCAAACAGAGGCUACAGGGGGAAGUGGAGGUCUUGAUGAUUGACGUGGAGAGAGCUAAUGCUCUGGCUGCAAACUUGGACAAGAAGCAGAGGAACUUUGACAAGGUUCUUUCAGAGUGGAAGCAGAAGUAUGAAGAGAAUCAGGUCGAGCUGGAAGGAGCUCUGAAGGGGUGCUUUGAACACAGAGAUGUUCAAAAUGAAAAACUCCUAUGA
This is a messenger RNA of Girardinichthys multiradiatus, 609 nucleotides long. RefSeq names its product myosin heavy chain, fast skeletal muscle-like. Lineage: Eukaryota; Metazoa; Chordata; Actinopteri; Cyprinodontiformes; Goodeidae. The record is from RefSeq and is a predicted model, not a curated record. Bases 1 to 609 code for a protein of 202 amino acids. Gene Ontology annotation, cellular component: myosin complex. The transcript is spliced from 3 exons.